UUUUUUUUUUUUUAUUCUCUAUCUCUCUUUCUCACUUUCUGUGAAUGAUACUUCAAGAAACGUUCCAAUCCUUAUCUCACUCCUUUCGUCGGUCCUUUCACUGUACAACGCGUUCUAGUCAAGCACUUUAUGGAUGGGGACAAACAAAAGCAUUACCAUUGACACGAGAUCCUACUGUUUUCACUCAACCAACAUUACUGCAAGAACAAACUGAUUAUGCUUUACCAGCUUCAGCAAACAUCACUCAUAUGGCAGCUGGUUGGGGUCAUUCUUUAUUAGGAACGAAAGAACACGUCUAUGGUUUUGGACUCAAUAGAUCUCAUCAACUUGGGCAACCUGAUAAGGAUCAUGUCAUUCUAUCAUUGAAGAACAAUAGAAGUUUAAGGGGUGUUGUCUGUGGUCGAGAACACUCACAUAUCGUACUAACGGAUAAUGACAAAUUAAAUGAUAUUAUUUAUAGUAUGGGUAACAAUAUGUAUGGACAACUUGGUAUUGGACAAAGCAAAUCAACACAACCUGGACAUUUUGUUAUGUGCAAACAACCUACUGUGAUUCCUACUAAUAGUUAUGAUGGAAGAAUUACCGAUAUUGUAUGUGGUUUGGACAAUACUAUUUUUGCUACAGAUGCGAACAAGAUUUAUGCUAUGGGAUGGGGCGCUGAUGGCCAACUUGGACAAGGACCAGGUUUAUCAAGUGAUACAAAUAUACCUAGUUGUCUACCUUUGAAUAAAUCUAUACAAAAACUCUCAAGUUCAACAGACUUUACAUUGGCUCUCGAUAGAGAAGGUGGGCUUUGGGUAUGGGGUAACUCAGAAUAUGGUCAAGGCAUGCAGGGUGAGAAAAUAGAUCGCAUAUUAGAUCCAUUACCUGUGACUAUGAUGGAACGAAAAACAAUAGUGGAUAUUGCAGCUGGGGGACCAUUUUCAGUAAUCUUGACUGAUGAAGGACAAGUAUAUACCUGUGGUUAUGGAAGUAUAGGAUUAGGUAAAGAAGUGAUUGAAACAUUGUCUUUACAAAAAGUCAAAGGAUUAGACAAGAUCAUUCGUGUAUUUGCCGCCACUGACUAUGCUGCAGCUCUUUCAGAAUCUGGUGAUUUGUUUACUUGGGGACUCAACGGACAAAGUGGACGAUUAGGAUUGGGUCAUCAUCAACAUGAAUUUAUUGCCAAACAAGUACUUUUCAAUAAUAACAAAGUGAUAGAUGUAGUUUUAGGCACCAACCAUGCUAUGGCCCUUUGUAUAUAGUUUAUAUAGAUCUCCCUUUUUAUUAUAGUAUUUACAAAAUAAAAGUAGAACAUACCAUUUUUGGCC
Messenger RNA from Halteromyces radiatus, 1310 nucleotides. Its product is annotated as regulator of chromosome condensation 1/beta-lactamase-inhibitor protein II. The coding region runs from base 45 to 1244 and encodes 399 amino acids. The record is from RefSeq and is a predicted model, not a curated record. The transcript has 8 exons. Lineage: Eukaryota; Fungi; Mucoromycota; Mucoromycetes; Mucorales; Cunninghamellaceae.